Morus notabilis is the source of this 1263-nucleotide messenger RNA. RefSeq names its product transcription factor ILR3. Gene Ontology annotation, biological process: regulation of DNA-templated transcription; intracellular iron ion homeostasis. The transcript has 5 exons. Gene Ontology annotation, molecular function: DNA-binding transcription factor activity; protein dimerization activity. Bases 192 to 917 code for a protein of 241 amino acids. The record is from RefSeq and is a predicted model, not a curated record. Lineage: Eukaryota; Viridiplantae; Streptophyta; Magnoliopsida; Rosales; Moraceae.
CCACAGCACUUGCCACAAAUUGCCCCCAAUUCCCAAAUCCCCUACCUCUCUCUUCGCAAUUCUCACGCAGAUUCCCCCUCUUUUUCUCUCCCAAGCCCCGUUUUCCCCACCUGUUUGGUUCCCGGGAAAAUUCCACUUCCCCGCCGGGAAACUAAAGAUCCAACUUUUUCCCGGCCGCGACCGCGUGAGAAAUGGUCUCCCCGGAAAACACCAACUGGCUCUUCGAUUAUGGCCUCAUCGACGACAUCCCCGUCCCCGACGCCAAUUUCUCCGUCUCCUCCUCCGGUUUCACCUGGCCCGUUCAGCCCCUCAACGGUUCCUCUGCCGUCAGUUCUAUUUCUAGUGCGGAGAUUGAUGGUUCCUUAGGAGAUUCCGAAGGCCCUAAAGAAUCUGGCUCAAAGAAGAGGGUUAGAUCUGAAUCAAACGGUGCAUCCAGCUCCAAGGCAUGUAGGGAGAAGCAGCGGAGAGAUAGGCUUAAUGACAAGUUUGUGGAAUUGGGCUCUAUAUUGGAGCCUGGAAGGCCUCCCAAAACAGACAAGGCUGCUAUUUUGAUUGAUGCUGUCCGAAUGGUGAAUCAGUUGCGUGGUGAAGCGCAGAAAUUAAAGGACUCAAAUUUGAGUCUCCAGGAGAAGAUCAAGGAAUUAAAGGUGGAAAAGAAUGAGCUUCGCGAUGAGAAGCAAAGGCUCAAGGGCGAGAAAGAAAAGUUGGAGCUGCAAUUGAAGGGCAUGAAUGCUCAACCGGCAGGAUUCUUGCCUCCGCCUGCAGCAAUCCCUGCUGCAUUUGCUGCUCAAGGUCAAGCUCCUGGCAACAAGUUGGUACCUUUCAUUAGUUAUCCCGGGGUUGCCAUGUGGCAGUUCAUGCCACCUGCUGCAGUGGAUACCUCGCAGGAUCAUGUUCUCCGCCCACCAGUUGCCUAAGUUGACAGCAUAUAAUGGUUUGGGCGAUUUUCGGGUUUGUCCAUCCUGAAAGAAUUGUCAGUCAGUCGUCUCAUUGUUCUUGACUCUUUGAAAGUUUAUAAUGUAGUCUUCUAAGUUCUAAUUGAAUUUGGUGGUAACUUAACUGUAUCUGCGACCUGGGUACUUAUUUAUGAAUUGGUGCUGGUAUUUUCAUGUAAAUGGGAAUAAGUUUAAUCUGUCAACUUGUGUUUCAGCUUAAAAUGAUGUUAUGCCCCUUGGCAGAUGAGAUUGCGAAUGCUAUAGGCAUUUUUUUUUUUUAAUUUCAUUUUUUGGUUGAAAUGAUAGUUGGGAUGUUAGACUUGGCAUU